CGGAUUCGGCACGAAUACAAAAGAGGGGUUUCAACUAAAGAAGAAUAAUGUCGCUCUCCUCACUUUGCUCAGUCGUCUCCUUAGUCCGCUACUCAUACGCGUGCAGUCUUCCUCCUUUCUAGGGUUUCGUGCGCUCGCGGCGUUUCGCCGUCGAAUGGAUCAUCUCCUUCAGGCGAAGCAACUCUCCACCGGUGGUGGCGACGCUAUCGAUUACGCUUUCGCCGUCGAGUAUAGUGGCCCGCCGGUCCCUUAUGAGAUCCCUCAGGCCAUCCCGAUCGAGAUCGAACGGAUCCCCGUCGCCACCGUGGUAUCGCCAGCCUUCCUUUCCGACCAACUCGCUCUCCCCGUCGCUCAGCCUCUCCCGUCCCCGAACCCCCUCAAGAAAGCUGAUGUCUACUCCCCGACCUCUGUCAUUGAGAACCACAUCGCUGUUGAUGGCGAGCUAUCAGGCGAGGUUGCCAGCUCCGGCGCGGUCGUGUUCUCCAGCGAGCUUAAGGGAAGCGAGGGUUAUUUGAACGAGCGGAACUCGAUGGAGUCGGACCUGAGUUCUGAUUUUGGAUUGCGUUCUUCGGUCUCUGAAGAGGAUGAGUACGGGGAAGAACGCGAUGGUGAAAUUAACGAUCAGGUUAGGCCGGUUGGGGUGAGUUUCCAGGGUUCAGCGGAAACGAGUGGGGCUGCCUCUUCGGAUAUGAUCGCUGGUUGUCAGGGGAGAGAUGAAGAGUAUGUGAGGAUGGUGAAGAAGGGGGCAUGCUGUAGGUGCUUGAAAGGAAACCGGUUUACGGAGAAGGAGGGUUGCUUGGUUUGUGAUGCGAAGUAUUGCAGCGGGUGCAUUUUGAGGGCGAUGGGGUCCAUGCCGGAAGGUAGAAAGUGUGUCCAAUGCAUUGGGGGUUCGGUUGAUGAGUCAAAGAGGGAGAGGCUGGGGAAUGCCUCUAGAAUGCUGAAGAGAUUGCUGAGUUCUCUGGAGGUUGAACAGGUUAUGAAGGCUGAGAAAUAUUGCGAGGCAAACCAGCUUAAGCCAGAAGACGUUUGUGUUAAUGGGAAACCGCUCACUCAUGAAGAGAUUUUUAUGUUGCAGAGCUGUCCAUGCCCACCCUCGAAGUUGAGGCCGGGCUACUAUUGGUAUGACAAAGUCUCUGGAUUUUGGGGAAAGGUAGGGCACAAGCCUGAGAAGAUUAUUAGCCCCAAUCUUAACGUGGGUGGCAGUAUAAUGCGCAAUGCAAGCAAUGGAAACACUGGCAUAUUGAUAAAUGGUCGUGAGAUUACAAAAGUUGAACUGCAAAUGCUUAAGUGGGCAGGGGUUCAAUGUGCUGGAAAUCCUCACUUUUGGGUUAAUUCUGAUGGAACCUACCAGGAAGAGGGCCAGAAGAAUAUUAAGGGUCAGAUAUGGGGAAGGGCGAGGACAAAGUUGCUUUGCUCUUUUUUAUCAUUGCCAGUUCCCUCAAAAGCUGCAAAGACUUUUGGCGAAGAUGUGAAUAUCAUGGUCAAUAGAGCUGUGCAUGAUUACAGUGAGCAGAGGACAACCCAAAAGCUUCUUUUAGUUGGUUCUUGUGGAUCUGGCUCCAGCACUCUAUUCAAACAGGCUAAGUUUUUGUAUAAGAGAGAUCCAUUCAACGAGGAAGAGCUUCAGAGUAUUAAGUUGAUGAUUCAAACAAACAUAUAUAGUUAUCUCGGAAUAUUACUUGAGGGCCGUGAACACUUCGAGGAAGAGUUUUUAUCUGAGAAAAGGAAAAAUCAAUUUUAUGAAUCUUCUUCUUUAGAAGAACAUACAGCCGGAACUCCAUAUUCGAUUUCCGCAAGGCUUAAAGAAUUAUCCGAUUGGCUCCUCAAGGUCAUUGCAGCAGGUAACUUGGAAGCCAUUUUUCCAGCUGCAACACGUGAAUAUGCACCAUCAGUUGAGGAGUUGUGGAAUACUUCUGCUAUUCAAAUGACAUAUAAAAGGAUAUCUGAACUACAGUCAUUUCCUGGUGUUGCUUGUUACUUCUUAGAUCGGGUGGUUGAAAUAUCUAGGAUUGACUACGAGCCUUCUAAAUUGGAGAUCCUCUAUGCUGAGGGAAUGGCGUCAACAAAUGGAUUAGCUUGUAUGGAAUUCUUUUACCCCCAGUCAGACUUCGGUGGAACUGACCUUUCUGAGCCGGAUACACAAUUGAGGUAUCAACUUAUGAGGCUUCAUACUAAAGGCUUGGGGGAGAAUUUAAAGUGGCUGGAUAUGUUUGAGGAUGUGCAGCUCGUCGUCUUCUGUGUCGCCCUGAGCGACUAUGAUGAAGUGUAUGAGAAUGCAGAUGGAGAAAUUUCAAACAAGAUGAUGGAGGACAAGAAACUAUUUGAGAGCGUCGCAUCUCAUCCUACUUUUCAGGAAAUGGACUUUCUUCUCAUACUAAACAAAUUUGAUCAGCUCGAGCAGAUGAUCGAAAAUUCGCCGCUGACCACCUGCGAUUGGUUCGAUGACUUCGAACCAGUGGUUAGCCGAUAUCCCAACAAGAAAAACCGCAACGCCAAUAAUUGCGCCACAUUAGCUCAGACGGCCUUCCACUAUAUAGCCAUGAAGUUCAAGAGGCUCUUCUAUUCACUUACCAGAAGGAAGCUAUAUGUGACUUUCACCAAUGGCUUGGACUCAGAUUCCGCUGACUCUGCUUUUAGGUAUGCAAGAGAGAUUCUUAAGUGGAAGGAAGAGAUACCAGCUCCAAAUGACGACACUUGCACCACUGAUAUAUAUAGCACGGAUCCAAGCUCCUAUUCUCAUUGAUCUCUUUUGGAGCAAAUGAAAGAGUCUGUAUAUAGGCUUCCCCUUCCUUCAGGUAUUUUUAUGUAUUUUAUUUUAUUUUUUUUAAUUUUGAUUUGUUCUAGUUUUAUUUGUAUAAAUGUGAUUCACGUUUGGUAUGAAUGAUGUAGAUUGAAAAUGAGGCCAGGAUUAGUCAGUGAAAGUAGCUUUGAUUUUUAGAAGGGGUUUCAGUGCUUUUUAAUGAUGGUUUACUGUGUUGAAAUA
Molecule: messenger RNA, 2983 nt
Organism: Dendrobium catenatum
Lineage: Eukaryota; Viridiplantae; Streptophyta; Magnoliopsida; Asparagales; Orchidaceae
Product: extra-large guanine nucleotide-binding protein 1
Exons: 8
Coding region: 155-2743 (862 amino acids)
Biological process (GO): adenylate cyclase-modulating G protein-coupled receptor signaling pathway
Cellular component (GO): heterotrimeric G-protein complex
Molecular function (GO): guanyl nucleotide binding; GTPase activity; G protein-coupled receptor binding
Source: RefSeq, a predicted model, not a curated record